AUGCCGGCCCCACUGGUCAAAGUCUUGCACCGUCUGCAAGAGCUCUUCCAGAACGUCGUUGCCGCCCUCGAGACCAUGAUCCUCUUCCCCUCACUCUUCCGCGGCUUCAGUCACAAGCGCCGCAAGCCCUUCCUGGGCGCUCACUGGCGCCGUCGGACCCUCGAUGACUUCGCCGGCGAGGUUGAGACGCUAUUCACCACACCCCUGUCGACCGCAAAGAUGAUCGAUAUGUCAGAGAAGAUUCGCGCCCAAUUUCGCCAUUGUUUGCAAGAGAGUCCCUGCAACAUGCUCCCAUCCUACACCCACGCCCUCCCAACCGGCAACGAGAAGGGAACCUACCUGGCCCUCGAUGUGGGAGGAUCGACAUUCCGAGUCGCUUUGAUUGAAUUGUAUGGACAGGAGAAGGAAAUGCGCAUUGUGCGAGUCGCAUCGUCAUAUAUUGAUAAUAGCAAGAAAUUGUUGGAGGGUACUCAGUUCUUUGACUGGAUGGCAAGCGAAAUUGAUAACGUGCUCAAGGACGUGGGAACGGAUUACGGACGCGGCGAAGUCGCCCUACCAAUCGGUCUCUCCUGGUCAUUCCCGAUCGAUCAGACUUCGACUAGCAGCGGCUUGGUGAUUCACAUGGGCAAGGGUUUCCACUGCUCGAACGGCACGGUGGGGCAGGAACUUGGACAACUGUUGAUUGAUUCGUGUCGGACGCGUAACUUGAACGUCGAAAUGGCCGCUAUUGUCAACGACAGCUCCGCUGCUCUACUCUCACGUGCCUUUGUUGACCCCAAGACCCGCAUGUCCUUAAUUUUGGGCACUGGCACCAAUAUGGCCAUUCAUUUCCCUGUGCAUGAGAUUGGACGUAGCAAGUUUGGAGUUCGCCCCGACGGGUGGUUCGAUUACGCAAAGCAUGUCAUUGUCAAUACGGAACUUAGCAUGUUCGGGGGUGGUGUUUUGCCCAUGACUCGCUGGGAUGAUAUCCUGAACCGCACUCACCUUCGUCCUGACUAUCAACCAUUGGAAUACAUGAUUACUGGUCGGUACCUGGGUGAGAUUGUUCGUCUGAUCAUCGUGGAGGCAGUGGAUACUGCAGCCUUGUUCAAGGGCGAGCUUCCACACUCCUUGCGUGAACCCUACUCUCUCGAUACUAGUAUCGUCGCUUUUAUUGAGGAAGAUUCAUCGGUUUCUAUGGCACCUUCCGCUGCCCUCCUACAAAAAGAGCACACCUUCCCGAGCUACCCCUCCGUUGAAGACCUACGUUUCCUCCGUCGUGUCUGCCAAGUUGUCUCCCGCCGCGCCGCCGGAUAUCUAGCCACCGGUAUCCACAGCAUGUGGUGUUUGGGCAACGAAGUGGAAUCCCCCACGACCGCAUCAUCAGCCGAAUCUCUCAAGGAAGCUCCCGAGAUCACCGUCGUUGAAAGUGCUGACUCCGCAAAGAAAGUAUCUAUCGCAUGUGACGGUACCGUCAUCAACAAAUACCCUGGUUUCCGCGACACUUGCCAGGGUUACCUGGAUGCUUUGUCCGAACAAUCCCACCCUGGUUCCGAAUCUGCUAUUAGCUUGGACCCCGCCCCCGAGAGUGCCAUCUUGGGUGCGGCCGUAGCAGUAGCCGUGGCUGUGGCCGAAAAGGCCGAGCAGCGGUAA
Molecule: messenger RNA, 1632 nt
Organism: Penicillium verhagenii
Lineage: Eukaryota; Fungi; Ascomycota; Eurotiomycetes; Eurotiales; Aspergillaceae
Product: putative hexokinase
Exons: 1
Coding region: 1-1632 (543 amino acids)
Biological process (GO): intracellular glucose homeostasis; glucose 6-phosphate metabolic process; glycolytic process
Cellular component (GO): mitochondrion; cytosol
Molecular function (GO): mannokinase activity; D-glucose binding; ATP binding
Source: RefSeq, a predicted model, not a curated record